AUGCCCGUUAUCCCCGAUUCAUCCGAUUUUCCGUCGGCCUCGAAGAAGGGUUCCACCGAGUCCCAGACCAAGCCAGGAGAGCAACGGGAGAAAGCAUCGGCGAUAGACCAUCUCUCCAAGGGGCCUCAGAUUCCAGAUGAGAUGCCACCCAAGGCAUCUAGGGAAGAGAUUGAGGCCCGGAUGAAGGAACUGAACAACUCGAGUAGUCGACGCAUUACAUCACAAGUCACGUGGUCUCGCGACGGCUUCAACAGGUGCCUGACCCUUCUCUCAUCAACGCGUCAAGAAGGCCUCCUCAUGCCGCCGGAACGAACGAAUGUGCCGGUGAAGCUGUCUCUGCCACUGCAAUACCAGCAGGACAUCUUCACCGAACUACGCGCUGAGGAUGAGUUGGUCAUUCUUGCCCGUGGGUUGGGGCUUCUCCAUCUCAUAACGAAUCUACUUCACUUCUACGAUGCGGCGGGCAAUAAUCUGGUAUUAGUGGUCGGUGCGGAUGAGCGCGAAAAUGAGUGGAUUGGAGAAGCUUUGGCGGAGCAUUAUGCAACCAGCAAGUCUCCACUUGCACGGGGAUUAAAGGUCAUCAAUACGGAGAAAGCUACGGUGCCGAUGCGAGAACGAAUCUAUGCGGAAGGCGGUAUCCUGAGUGUGACAUCCAGGAUAUUAGUCGUGGAUUUGCUAUCGAAGCUCCUUGAUCCUGAAAAGGUCACGGGAAUGAUCAUUCUGCAUGCCGAUAAAGUAGUGGCGACCUCCCUAGAAGCAUUCAUAACUCGCAUCUAUCGGCAGUCAAAUAAGCGGGGAUUCUUGAAGGCGUUUUCAGACUCCCCCGAGCCAUUCACGACCGGAUUCGCACCACUGGCCAAUAUGUUGCGGAAUCUCUUCCUGCGAAAAGCUUCAUUGUGGCCAAGAUUCCAAGUCUCGGUGGCCGAGGCUUUGGAAGGUAAUCGCAAGGCAGAAGUGAUAGAACUGGAGGUUCCCAUGAGUGCCAAAAUGCGAGAAAUUCAAAACGCCGUUCUCGAAUGUGUUGAAAUUAGCAUUGCCGAGCUCCGAAAAUCUAACACGGGUUUAGACAUGGAGGAAUGGACCUUGGAUAGUGCCUUGCACAGGAACUUUGAUGUGUCGAUCCGACGGCAACUUGAUCCCAUCUGGCAUCGGGUCACCUUUAGGACGAGGCAGAUAGUCAGUGAUCUGACAGAUCUUCGAGGAAUUCUCCACGCUCUGCUUACCUACGAUGCGGUAUCCUUCAUGAAAUAUCUCGACACGAUUGUGUCAGCGCAUUCGCCACCUCCAGGUUCCAACAAACACAACUACUCUCCCUGGCUUUUCCUUGAUGCUGCCCACGUUCUUUUCCAAACAGCAAAGUCACGAGUCUACCAGGGCAAGAUGACUGACGAGAUGUCCCGUUCAUGGUCAUCAACCAACUUCUCGGCUGAGCUAAAGCCCGUUCUUGAGCCACUGCCAAAAUGGGAAGUUCUGGCCGAAGUUCUCGAGGAAAUAGAGCAGGAUACCUACUUGAACCCACCAAAGCCAACCGAGGAUUCAAACGGUACGAUAUUGAUCAUGUGCAGUGACCAACGCACCUGCCGUCAGCUUCGCGAAUAUGUGGGCACUAUGCAUGCUAAGGUCUCUCCUGGGUCAAGUGAAAAUAACGAGGAGAAAGAGGGGUUGAGUGAGGAGGUAUCGUCGGCAGAGGUGAUGAUGCGACGUCGACUACGUGAUUAUCUGAACUGGAAAAGAUCGCUAUCCAAUGUCAACAAAAACUUGUCUCAGCCUGGAGAAGGGGCAAAACCUGCGGAAUCGACAAGGCCAGGUCAGCAACAAGGCAGACCUCCUCCAAAUAAGCGUCGGCGAGUGCGUGGUGGAGGAGCAGUGAACUCUGCCUCUAGUCGUGUUCCGGACAGUAGUGUUCAGACACAGGUCGAGUUACCGGCUCAAGUUGUCAGUCUACUCGAGGAGAUCCAGCCCACCGAGGUCGAAGAAUUACAGAAGGAAGAGAUUGUUGUUGAUGACCUCGAAGAUAUGGAGGAUUACUACGAACUAUACGAGAUGAAUGAUCUGGUCAUGAUACACCCAUACGAUGGCGACAUGGAUGAGCAUAUCCUGGAGGAGGUUCGGCCGCGGUACAUCAUCAUGUAUGAGCCGGAUGCCGCGUUUAUUCGCCGGGUGGAAGUCUACCGAAGCUCCCAUGUGGGCAGAGUUGUGAAGGUUUAUUUCCUCUCCUAUGAGGGAUCUGUUGAGGAGCAGCGAUACUUAAGUGCCGUGCGGCGGGAAAAAGAUGCAUUCUCGAAGUUGAUCAGGGAAAAAGGAAAUAUGGCGGUUACUUUGACGCAUGACAAGAGUGCUGAAGACCCACAAGAGCAAUUCCUACGCACGGUCAAUACUCGAAUUGCGGGAGGUGGAAGGCUGGCGGCGACGGCAGCUCCUCCUCGGGUGGUAGUCGACGUACGCGAGUUUCGCAGUGCCCUGCCAUCUCUUCUUCAUGGCAACAAUAUGAUCGUUAUUCCCUGCCAAUUGACCGUUGGAGACUACAUCCUCACGCCAGAUAUCUGCGUCGAGCGCAAAUCUAUUCGCGACUUGAUCUCUUCUCUUCGCAAUGGUCGUCUCUAUAACCAGGCUGAGACAAUGAUCCAACACUACAAGACUCCGCUCUUGUUGAUUGAGUUUGACCAGAACAAAUCCUUCACCUUUGAUGCAUUUGCAACCAUCUCCACUGGCACAACAUUCUUGACAGACUACAGCUUCUCGUCUUCGGGGCAGGCCACUAGCUCAAGUACCAGCGCACAUACUAAUCCCUCGAACCCAAAGUCUGCACAGCACUUGCUAGUGCUGUUGACACUCGCCUUUCCACGACUGAAGAUUAUCUGGUCAUCAUCCCCGUAUCAGACGGCCGAAAUCUUUGCAGAGCUCAAAAAGAAUGCUGCGGAGCCUGAUCCUCUUCGCGCCGUUCAGAUUGGUCUGGAUAUUGAUAUCUCAGGCUCUGCCAGUGAUGUCAUGGCUGCAGCUGGCAUCGAACAUCGAACCUUUAAUCUGCUUCCGCAGGACAUGCUCCGGGCCGUGCCAGGGGUUUCACCACAAGCCCUCGACCGGCUCAUUCUUGAAACGGAGAACCUGCAUGAGAUCGCUAAUAUGAGCAUGGAGCAGCUGGAUCCACUUGUCGGAAAGGAAGCCGCCCGAAAAAUAGUUGCUUUCUUCCGGAAGAGUGUCUUUGAUGAUUGA
Messenger RNA from Penicillium cataractarum, 3213 nucleotides. RefSeq names its product DNA repair protein rad16. Gene Ontology annotation, biological process: nucleotide-excision repair involved in interstrand cross-link repair; resolution of meiotic recombination intermediates; double-strand break repair via homologous recombination. The record is from RefSeq and is a predicted model, not a curated record. Gene Ontology annotation, cellular component: nucleotide-excision repair factor 1 complex. Lineage: Eukaryota; Fungi; Ascomycota; Eurotiomycetes; Eurotiales; Aspergillaceae. The coding region runs from base 1 to 3213 and encodes 1070 amino acids. The transcript has 10 exons. Gene Ontology annotation, molecular function: damaged DNA binding; single-stranded DNA binding; single-stranded DNA endonuclease activity.